AAUCGAAUGCUUUGCUAAAAUCAAUGAAGACAACCAGCACCUGGGUGGCUAGCCGAAUGGCACAAUCGCUCACGAAACGCUCACGAAACGAAGCGCUAGUAGAUAUCUAUCUCUAUCGCGCUUGCGUAUUGGCGCGACAGAGCCAGCGGCGUAUCGCUUUCGUUUGGCGUCGGAGAAAUGCCAUUCGGCUACGGGGCCUGAUUUCUGUCAUUCAGUUGCUGGUUGACCUCAUUGACAAAAGUUGACAACAGUUGGGAAGUAUUCCGGCCUUUUUGAAACCCAUAUUGUUUAUCGUUAAUUACGUGAUUUUUAGAAAGAGAACUCGUUAUUUCAUCGCCGAUAUACCUCUCAACUAUCUUAUCAAUACAUGGUAAGAUAGUAAUGGGUCUAUAGUUAUUUACAUCAUUGUAGGAUCCUUUCUUAUGAAUAGGCCUAAUAAUACCUAUCUUUAGUUGAUUAGGGUAUAAUUAAGGACGUGGCAAUGCAUGCAUUAAUGAAAUGCGUGAUGACAGGUGUUAUCUCCGCACUGAUACAUAACAAAUCUCUGACCCGUAUGUUAUCGAUACCUGGACUUUUUGUUUUGUUCAUAUGUUUUAUAAUUUUUAAUAUUACAUCGUUAGUUGCUUUUUUUAGCCUCAUAGAUACAGUGGGUUGUUGGUGAGUGCCUCGGAAAUGGCUUCCUACAGACUCCGGGUACCCGCUCCAACAAUAAGAGACCGACAGUUUUCGAAGCCAUUGUUGUGCGGGCCAGGUCCUAACGACAUAUACCCGGCCGUGGCUGCGGCGUUUGAUGCGCCGGUUAUGACGCCCGCGUGUGAAGAAUAUUAUAAGGUAAUAGAAGACAUCCGCACCGGCAUUCAGUACGCCUUCCAAACUCGAAGCAAGUUGGUAUUAGCUGUGAGCGGAUCCGGACAUGCUGGCAUGGAGACGGUCAUAUCAAACCUGAUGGCUCCUGGGGAGUUACUGCUUGUACCCAGUCGGGGGAUCUGGGAUGAGAGGGCUAAGGACAUGGCUAGGAGAUAUGGUAUCAGAGUGGAGUCAAUCACAACCUCAGAACCGUUUACCACCUUCUCCUUCGAAGAGUUGGAGUCGGCGUUGGAGCGGCACCGACCUGCUGGCCUGUUCAUCACUCAUGGUGACUCUUCUACCGGUACUCUUCAGGCUUUGAAGGGGCUCGGACACCUUUGCCAUAAAUACGGCACGCUAUUACUUGUGGACACAGUAGCAUCUCUAGGGGCGGAACCUUUGCUCAUGGAUGAGUGGGGAAUCGACGGAACUUAUGCAUCGUGUCAAAAGGCCCUUAGCGGCCCUGCUGGAGUAUCACCUGUAGCGUUCAGCUCACGUGCAGAGACAAAAAUAUUCAGCAGGAGCACCAAUCCCCCGUUCUACUUCGAUAUAAAGCUUUUAGCGCGGCAGUGGAGAUGUUAUGACAAUAAUUUCUUCUACCACCACACACUAAGCUCCCCCCUACUUUGGGCCCUCCGCGCCUGCCUGUUCCUCCUAGCCCAAGAAUCUCUCCCGCGAGUAUGGGCGCGCCACGCCGCCGUUGCGGCUCACUUCCACGCACGCCUGCGAACAUGUGGAUUCCGAUUCCUCGUGCGAAAACCUGAGGACCGCAUGACUGCUGUCACUACGAUUAAGUUGGGGAUGGAUUGUAAUGUGUUCGUGGAGCAGUUUAGGAGCAAGCAUAACAUCAUGAUAACGCCCGGGCUGGGCCCGACGGCGGGUGCGGCAGUGCGCGUCGGCCUUAUGGGAGUCACCGCGAGGCCCGACGUGGCGGACCGAGUGGCCGACGCUAUUGCUGACGUCGCGACUAGUAUUAAAUUAUGAUGUAAAUUAAAAAUGACAAAUAACAUGAAAUUAUAUUACCUAAUAAAAAAUAAAAAAACAAUUUGUUUGAAUGUCUCGACUCUUUAUUAUUAAUUAUUUUUAAAACUGCGUUGACAUCUACACUACAGUUGCUAGGGACGCAG
This is a messenger RNA of Leguminivora glycinivorella, 1973 nucleotides long. Its product is annotated as serine--pyruvate aminotransferase, mitochondrial-like. Gene Ontology annotation, molecular function: L-serine:pyruvate transaminase activity; L-alanine:glyoxylate transaminase activity. The coding region runs from base 673 to 1830 and encodes 385 amino acids. Lineage: Eukaryota; Metazoa; Arthropoda; Insecta; Lepidoptera; Tortricidae. The transcript has 8 exons. The record is from RefSeq and is a predicted model, not a curated record. Gene Ontology annotation, cellular component: peroxisome.